AUGUCUUGUGCCGCAUCCACAACCUGUGGGGUUAGUUCUUGUGCGACAUCUGCGCCUGCAGUCACAAGCACUGUUUCCGGUACUUCUAGCGUACUAUCUGGUUUCGGACAGAACCAUCCCGCUUCCAAGCUCACUGAAGAGCAAAAGGAGGCGCUGAAAAAGAAGCAAGAGGCACGCGAAGAGAAGAAGCGACAGGAAAGGGAGAUCCGAUACAGAAAUUGGGCCGACACCAAGGCCAAACUCUCCGACGCGACUAGCAAGAAGGCCAAACUUCGUCUAUACGCAACCUUGCUGAGGCUAAGACUUCACCUCUAG
Alternaria arborescens is the source of this 315-nucleotide messenger RNA. RefSeq lists its product as hypothetical. NCBI's taxonomy places the organism in Eukaryota, Fungi, Ascomycota, Dothideomycetes, Pleosporales, Pleosporaceae. The transcript has a single exon. Bases 1 to 315 code for a protein of 104 amino acids. The record is from RefSeq and is a predicted model, not a curated record.